AUGAAAUCUUUGUGGCCGCAGAGGAUUCUAAUCCUAUUAUUCUGUUUUAUUUCUCCUCCAAAAUUCCAGGUGAAUGCUAUCAAAUGUGAUUGCCGAACUAAAGAAGAAGAAGACAAAACAAGAGAUCAUCUUCGUUUAGUGAUACGAAUUUCGGCAUUAAAACUAUUACCAACUGUAAGGGAGGUUAUAUAUCAAAGUGGAGCUGAGAAGAUAUAUUUACUUGAUCGAGCAAAAUACGAGGUUCUAAAAGGUCUACGAGGCAACUAUGGCAAUUUACUCUCACAAACUGACAUCAUACCAAGUUUGGAAAUCCUCAUAAAUUCACUACGAGAUCUCGUCAAUGAUGAUAAGAAUAACACAAUAAAUGAAAUUCGUGCAAUUGUGAACGAUAGUGUGACGAAGUUCCACAAGACUGUCUUACCGUCAGCAUUUUUAUGUUUUGCCCUUGGCACAUGCAGGACAGCUAACACUUUUUAUAUGGAAUGCAUGAGAAAUAAUGUGCAACAUUGGAUGACGUUCUUUGGUGACGAACCUCAGAAAAUGACGAACAAGCUUUCUGAUGCAUUGUUUAUUUAUCGUCGAGUGGAUAACAUCCUUCAAGCAUUGCAUAACGCUCUAAUCACUGCUGAAGAUCAGGUGACAUCUGAAUGUGCACGACGAUUUACGGAUGUAACUACAUGUUCGAAAUGUCUUACCGAUGAUAGUGUUGGAUACUGUAGAAGUUCCUGUCAGCGAGCUGCAUUUGGUUGUCUGGAGAAUCUGGCACGAAACUGGGAGACAAAUAUAGAUCAGCUGUACGAGCUUACAAGAAAUUUUGAAGAAGGCUUUCAACAGCUCGUCCAAGGUAUCAUGGAUGGAAUGCGUAAGCUUGUUGAAUCAAAAGCUCCGAAGCUGGCCAAAGUUGUUGUGAGCAAAUGUGGUCCACUGCUCAAAAAUAAUGCUUAUAUGACGCCAUCCACUUUGAACAAACCUCAGAAGCCUAAAGAAGUCAACGCAAAGACGAAGGAACUUGUUGAACAGUUACGCACUUUGCGGAAGUGUUGGGCGCAGAUUGCCGACCGGACGUGUUCGGAGGCUUCGGAGCAGUCGUUUUGUUGGAAUGGGACCAACAUAGUUAGAUUGCAAGUUGCUGACGACUUCAGUAUCGGUACAAAAGAUGUUCGCCCUCGACCCAAGGAGACGUGGCUGGAAUCAUCCGGUCAUCCAUACGAUACGGAUGACGAAGAUUUUAUCGGCGGCUCCGGAUCGGGGAUGCCAGUCGAGGAGGUGCAUGACGAUGCGACUGUCUAUACGAUAGCACCUGUUCACACAUCACCAGCCACAUCACCACCGAUGAUGCCGCCUGUACAUGUGGAGGAUGUUACUCGAGUUUUCCCUCAGGCAUUCUCCUGGACAGCUUUUAGCAUUUUACUAUUAGCUGUUCUGUUGUUCCACUGA
Necator americanus (New World hookworm) is the source of this 1437-nucleotide messenger RNA. RefSeq lists its product as uncharacterized. Lineage: Eukaryota; Metazoa; Nematoda; Chromadorea; Rhabditida; Ancylostomatidae. Gene Ontology annotation, cellular component: cell surface; synapse; plasma membrane. The record is from RefSeq and is a predicted model, not a curated record. Gene Ontology annotation, molecular function: serine-type endopeptidase inhibitor activity. The coding region runs from base 1 to 1437 and encodes 478 amino acids. The transcript is spliced from 12 exons. Gene Ontology annotation, biological process: regulation of signal transduction; regulation of protein localization to membrane; cell migration.